Molecule: messenger RNA, 2496 nt
Organism: Trypanosoma theileri
Lineage: Eukaryota; Euglenozoa; Kinetoplastea; Trypanosomatida; Trypanosomatidae
Exons: 1
Coding region: 1-2496 (831 amino acids)
Source: RefSeq, a predicted model, not a curated record
AUGAAUUUCUUGGAUGAUGAUUCUUCCACGUACUGCUCUACGCGUACCCCGCGAUCACUGUUAACAUCGCAGAGUCCAGAGCGGCAGGCGGGUAUUCAUGGAGAACAGGUGGAACCCCGACAGGCACCGGAGCAUAUUUGGCAAAGAGAAUUUCCCUCUUCAAAGAGUUCAUAUCCCAGUACGAAAUUGUCUGUGAUGGAAGCCGUAAAUGGGAAUGAUAGAGAAUUCCACAGAGAGGAGAAACUGAAUGGCGGUGUGAAUGGUAUUUCUUCUAAUAUAGGAAAGGUGGUAGUAGCAACGGAAACUGCAGACUCAUCCCCUAUUAUACAAAAAGAUAGUGUUGUAUCUGUUGAAGAUCAACUGAAAUCUCCUGUAAACGGUAAUAAAGAUGGUGAUGUGGAGAAUGUACCUUCACCUACGCAUGAUGAUGGAUCGGAAACCUCCUCUAUUGAGUUUGUAGUGGAUGAGACCGCCUCUCGUCUCUCUGGAUCGCCGUCGCCGAGUAGUAUUCAAUUUGUGCGUGAUCCCUCCGUAGUCACUCAGCGGGAAACGAGUGUGAGUACGAAACGGAAUAGUGUUGUUAUGCCUCCUCCUCCUCCUCCUCCAUCUAGUGAGAGAAUAGGGGAUACAAAUACGGUGAAUAUUCCAGUGGCUAAAGAGGUUAUAAAUGAUAAUGAAAAGGAAAAUAUGAUUGAAAAAUAUGAAAACAUUGAAUUUCGUAAAGUUGAUUCUAAACGCAGUGAAGAAAAGUUACGGGCAUCUUCAUUGGAUAAGAAUUCCAAGACAUUUUCACAAGAAGAUCGGUUGGAUAGUAAACAAAAACGACAACUUUCUUCUCGUGAAGGUCAAUUUACGGAGGGAAGUAUUCAUACAGAAAAAGAAAUACCAUAUGAAAAGAAAAUGGGAAAGAAGAAGAAAUCUUCAGGUGAUUUUGAAAAUCGUGGUUUCUCACGACAACCAGAAUCCGCAAAACGAAGAAGUUCUCAAAAUAGUAGCAGAGAUAGUAGUAUAACACGAGAACCAAGAAAAUAUACGAAAGGUAAACAUAAUAUGACGUUUGAGCGAAUAGAGUCAUUAGGAAGAGAUACAUCCUCACAUAACUCUACCUUGUGUCAUGGCACAAAUCGUCAUAAAAUAAUGGUCUCUUCACAUGGAGUUCCAUCAUCGCCGCGUCGUGGGAAAAAUGCAGUCGUUUCUCGCGUUCAUGAUCACAGUCGAAAUAAUAAUAAUAAUAAUCAUCAUAAUAAUAAUGUGAGCAAGGAUAAUGGUACACCUAUUCGUUAUCAACGUCAAACACCGCUUCCUGAGAAUGUUACAAUUGUAAGUCCCGCAUUGGAACGUCUUCGACGAUAUAAAUAUUUAGAUACCCCAUUGCGUGUACGUCAAGAGCGUAAACAAGAGUUAUUAUCUAUACUCGAAGAUGAGAUGGAAGCUGUUCGUGAGGAAGUAAGAGAGUGUGAUAGGGCUAUGGAACAUGCAAUGUUGCGUAACCCGUAUGAACGAUUAUAUCAUAUGAACAAUAGACGAGAUCGGGAUGAGCGACGAACACGAUUAUUACAUUAUAUGAAGUUAAAAGAAGCCCGAGAAGAUUUACUUGCAGAAGAUGAAGAAACAUUAACACAACGUCGUGCCAAACGACGAGAAAUGGCCCGUCGUCGAAAUGAAUUAUAUGAACGAUUAUAUCAAUCAAGUCCCUCACGAGAAAAUAACAGUCGUAAUACAUCACGGCAUAGUGCUCGAAGUGUAUCUCCCUCAUAUGUAGUGGAUGAUUCCUUCUUUCUUCGAUUAUAUGAUGAGGCAUUAGAGUCUAUAGAAGAGAAACGAGAGCGCAUACGUCAGGCGGAAUUACAUCGACAACAAAAAGAAGCAGAAGAAAUGCUUCACGCACGUAUUCUUUCACAUUUGGAAUUACAUACUUCUCCACGACGUGCACGUACUCCACAUCAAAUGGAAUUACAAGCUGCUAGUAUGAAACGUAAACUUUUAGAAGACCCUGAACGUCUUCGUAAGUUUCUUCACACUAAUAAACUCAAAAAGGAAGAAGAAGAACUUCUCGCCUGGAGACUCUCACGUCAAGGUCUUGUAGAUCCAGAGAAAUUAGAAGCAAAAAGGCAGGAAAUAGAAAUGGAAGAAUGUACAUUUCAUCCAAAAACAAACACCUCAUAUCAAAUACAGGCCCUCUCUGCAAAUUCAGAGGGAUACAGAAAAACAACUGUGGCAUUCAAGAAUAGAAUAAGAAAGGAUGAGGAGAACUCAACAAGUGAGAGAAGUGGACAACAACGGUCCUACUCUCGUACUCAACAACGUGCAUGUGAACAGUUGUAUGCAAAGGCAAUAAAAAUGCGUGAAAAACAAAAACUCCUCGUGGAGGAAGCUCAAAGAGCGAAGAAAUUAGCCUGUUUAAAAAGUAAACUAAAGGAAGAUCAUCAUUUCCGUCGUCGUGUAGAAUUAGAUCCAUCUUUGGCGGAACGUUACAUGGCAUCAUUAGUGGUUUGA